This is a messenger RNA of Betta splendens (Siamese fighting fish), 1661 nucleotides long. RefSeq names its product DEP domain-containing mTOR-interacting protein-like. Gene Ontology annotation, molecular function: protein binding. The transcript has 5 exons. NCBI's taxonomy places the organism in Eukaryota, Metazoa, Chordata, Actinopteri, Anabantiformes, Osphronemidae. The record is from RefSeq and is a predicted model, not a curated record. The coding region runs from base 561 to 1019 and encodes 152 amino acids.
AUGUGUGUGCAGAUAGAGAGGAUGUGGAUCCAUCACAGACGUGUUUACUCAGUCCAAACCACACCCUGACUUCGUGCCUUUGCUCCGUCCUGACCGAUGCUCAGGUUGUUGUGUGCUCGUGGUUCAGUCGGGUUCUGGAGCAGACGGAGAGCAGGCAGCGGGACUCAGACGUGUCCCCUUUAGUCUAUCUGUGUUGGCAGUGCCUCGUCUCCUCCACACUCGGACUCUGUCGCUGUAUAACAGCCUGUUAACGCUGCUCCAGAUUCCAGCCUGUCUCCUAGAAACCAAACAAGCGCUCAGUGUUCGUCCUGGCUUCAGGUCAAAGGUCACAGGGCUGUUCCGCUGCAGACAGGGAUGGAGCUGCUGUUCCAUCAGAUGGAGCUCUGUUUGAGUCUCCUCCCCCUGCUGCUGAGGGCGGCCCUGUUUGUCCAAGGGUUUAAUGUUUAGCCCACGCGGCUCAGGUGGUGGCCGUCUAUAAACACAGAUCUAUAAAACAGAUUCGCAGCUCAUCCAGUGUUUUAGUCUCUUAUGGAUCCAGCAGCUUCGUCCUCAGACUGAAGAUGGGACCUCGAACAGCAGUCUCUUCCUCUAAGGAGGUGAAGUCAGCUCCUGCAGCGGGACGCGGAGCAGCCCGACCGCGGAGCUGCAGCGACGGGAGCAGAUACGUGAGGAGGGGAGCGUCCUCCCCCUCCCUGACGCUCUGCAGCCCCAAGUCAGUCCUGAAAAGGCCUGUGAGCACAGAGGAGCUGCAGCGACCAGGAGGCCCCUACGUUAAGAAGACCGUCACCGUCGUGGGCGACGCCGUGGGCUGGGGCUUCGUGGUGAGGGGGGAGCGGCCGUGCCACGUCCAGGCCGUGGAGCCCUGCGGUCCGGCCGCCGCUGCAGGGGUGAAGGUUUGUCAGUUUGUAGUUUCAGUCCACGGCAUCAACGUGCUCCACCUGGACUACCGCGCCGUCAGCCACCUGGUUCUGACGGGCCCCAGGACGGUGGUGAUGGAGGUGAUGGAGGAGACCAGCUAGUGAGGAGGAGCAGUAUGUAUGGACGGAAACAGGUGAAGUAGGAAUGAGGCUCUGCUCAGACUCCUACUAACGUGUGAGGUUUCCCACACACAGUCACGCUGCAGCUCCGGUUCUGGAGCGCACGCUCUGUGCUGCAAUAAAAGUCUGCUGGACCCGGACGACUCCCAAACCAAACUGGAAAACUAAAUGAGUCAAAUAAAUGUGGGUAAGAUCCCUUUAUUUGCAGGUUUGUAGUCAAACUGAUGCAGUAAGUGACAUUCAGCUGGAAAACUGGAUCCACGCGAGGACCUGGCGGUUCCAGAGGUUUGUUUGGCUGCAGAUGUUUGGUGCCGGAGGCCGCUGGGUCUCCGUGUGGAUGCGCUGGUCCAGAAUCAGCUGGCGUUUGGACUCUUUACCUGCCCUCCCUCACACCUGCGCCUGGAAACGCCCGCUGCGUUUGCUUUUCCAUCCACUCUGUCCGAACCUCUGUGUCCUUUUCCACUUUUGUGUACUGUUUUUGAUGGUGUGUUCAGGUUCAGUAGGACAGUCUGCCGCUGGCUCUCUGCCAUUAGUGCAGUCACAGUUUGAUGCUAUGUCUAAAAUACCACAUGUGGAACAAUUUUAUCAUCUAAAAUACAAAAUAAAAUAUAUUUAAAAUGUGAA